Messenger RNA from Colletotrichum destructivum, 3973 nucleotides. Its product is annotated as Putative LsmAD domain-containing protein. Gene Ontology annotation, cellular component: cytoplasmic stress granule. The record is from RefSeq and is a predicted model, not a curated record. The transcript is spliced from 6 exons. Bases 478 to 3438 code for a protein of 986 amino acids. Gene Ontology annotation, molecular function: mRNA binding. Lineage: Eukaryota; Fungi; Ascomycota; Sordariomycetes; Glomerellales; Glomerellaceae. Gene Ontology annotation, biological process: cytoplasmic stress granule assembly.
CCUCACCUCACCUCAUAUCGCCUCAACCUCCACACCCAAUCCCAACUCCCUCCAUGUCCUCGCCCUUUUCUCGCCCACGAUCGACGCUCGUGUCUUGAGCCCGCUCCCCCCAAAACCUCCGAAUCGAGUCGCCCAAUUGCGGCGCAGCUCGUGCAGUCCCUUUUUUUUUCUCUUCCCGGCUGGAAGAUAUCCUGGGACGCCCUUCGUUUUUCUCCCCUUUCCCACAGGCCUCUUCGAACCCUUUCCGCAGGACCACAACCAGUUGAAUCUGCCCGGAAAUACAGGGCCGGUUGCGGCCUCGCCGUCUGAUUGCACCGCCGACCAACAGUCAACGGCGACUGUUCAAUUUUCGAGCUCGACGAUUUAAAACAUCCUCCGUUUCCCGUCGCAAGGGGGCUGGAGGUUACUGGUAGUCACGGUGUCACUGCCGACCAAGUUUCCCUUUCUUGUAUCACCUCGACAGCUCAAGACUGCGCAAUGGUCGCUCCUAAGAAACCCCAGAGUGAAAUCGGGAAUAACGGCAACAAGUUGAACAAUAUGCCCUACAACAAGAGAGAAUCGGCCAUGGGUGGUAAGCCUGACGGAAAGGGCCCCAACGGCGCCCGAUCUGGAUUCAGAACCGAUACCGCCAUAUCCAACAAUCGACCAGGCAACGAACGAACCCUUCAGCCAUGGGUCCCCGACGCCGGCGACGGCAUUGACGGUAGUCUGGAGAAGUCCUCCAGCAGCGGAGGAACUUGGGAUCAGUUCGCCGAGAAUGAGCGGCUCUUCGGCCUCAAGACGGACUAUGACGAGAACAUCUACACCACUACCAUUGACAAAAGCCACCCUCAAUACCGAGAGCGCAUGGCCGCUGCGGAUCGCAAGGCUCGCGAGAUUGAGCGAAGCUUGGCCACCACGGCGCACGUAGCGGAGGAGCGCGUGAUGGACUUUGUCAGCAGCGGCGGCGAUGAUCGUGGUGGUGACGAAGAAGACAAGUAUAGCGGAGUUCGCCGCCAAGACUUCCCGCCCUUGUCCAGCCGCGAGAACAAGUACACUCCUCCCGCGAAACGAGCACCUUCUGCGAAUACAACGGUUGUUGGCGCUCCCAUUGAUCCUGCGAUCAUCUCAUCGCAGUUGAGAGCGCCUCCGAAGAAACAGACCACCGUAAAGCCGGAGGAUGCCAAGCUCCUGAGCCAGCUCGUCAACAAAGGGAGUUCUGCCCAGUCUACUGAGGCAACCAAGGCCGCCGACCCGACUGCCUCCACCAAGUCUUCUCCGAAGCAAGAGCCGACCAAACAGCCCGAGGUCAAGCCGUCAGAGACGAAGCCAGCCACUGCGAAGACCAGCGAUGCCAAGGCCGCUGACAGUUCAGCCGCUGCGUCCCGUCCCUCUGCAGCUACGAGCCGGACCAUUUCUCCUCAGGUCAAAGAGGGCGCGCCAAGCGCGGCUUUGACUGUGGAACGCGACGUUCUCAACUCUUUCAAGACUUUUGCCAGCCAACAGCGGCAAAAUGCUGAGAAGGUUCGGAGCAGUAAGGCAAAGGCCGACAAGGAAGUCAAAUUGACGGAGCUGAAGAAGUUUGCCGACACCUUCAAGCUGUCGACCCCUGUCCCAACCGACCUUAUUUCCAUUAUCGCCAAAGAUCCCGAUAGACAAAAGGAGAUCCAGGCCAAGGCGCUCCAGAAUGCGGAGGAAGUUGCUCGCACAAAGACAACGCCGACUAUCAAGGGUAAGGACACUCCGCCAAAGGAAGGCACAUCAAAGCCUCCUCCAGAUGCUCCGGCAACACAAGCUCCCGCCGAGACAAGGAGCGCUGCGCGCCCAACGCCUGCGCAACAGACCAUUUCUCCCUCCAACGUCCCGAGCCGUCAUCCCAAUGCGCGCCAGUCUUACGCCAGUCCUCAGUACCAUAACCAAGGUUACAGGAACGACAGAUCCGGUCAACACAUGGCUCAACAGAGCCGUCAGCCUCUGGCCCAGCGCUUGCGCAACGUGGAACAGCAGAAGAUGUCGCAGUCGCCUAACCAACAUGCUGGUGGCCAGGAUAUGCGCAUGCCGCCAACUGGGCCCGCGAAUAAUAACACUGAAGCAUUCCGGCGCGCUGCCGCUGUGCCAAACCACAUGGGGGGGAAGUUGAACCCAAACAGUCACGAAUUUAGACCGAAUCCGUUCGCGACCUCGUUCAACCCCAACGGACAUCCCAGUGCCGGAUCAAGCCCUCGCUCCGCUGCUACAAACAACGCUGGUGCUGCCGCCGGACCCGGGGCUGCUGCUAUUACCGGUGCUGCCGCCGCUGCCGUUGAAGCGACGUCAACCCCGUCCUCCGCUGGACAGCUCAUUCGUCGGAAGACGAAAGCCGUCGAUAUCAAAAAGUGUUACAUUCUUGCCCAUGUUAAGACGUUUACGCCCCCUCAAGGUCGGAACUGGGAGGAUAACGAGGGGCUAAGACCCUCUUACGACACUCCGCCGACCUGGAGAGCGCCUUCGGACAACGAGAAGCCCGACUCUACAAUGCUCAUUACCUCCAAGGAGUUCUUGGAGCGCCAGUCGUUCGCCGCGUCGUCGAUCGCCACGCCGAACCACACGCACGUGGUGCCGAGUGCCCACCAGCAUCAGCUUCCAUUCCAUUUGCAGCAGCCUGCCCACGGCAUGGGUCCGCGCCAGUCGCCGCACAUGCCGCCCAUGCCCAUACAGAAUCAGCAUGGUCACGUUCCCCACACGCCGUACCAGAACAUGGAUGACCACCGGAUGAUGCAUUCGAAUUCGGCCCAGUCGUUCGCCUCUCCUCGGAUGACCCAAGUCCCGAUCACUUACACGCCGGCAAUGAGCUCGGCCGGCCAGGUUCCUUACAAUCAGCCGAUGAUGCAGCCGUUUGUCGGACCGGGCACACCUCAGAUGGGUGGUUACCGGAACUUCUCCAACAACCAUCAAUACAUGCCGCAACAGCCUGGUGGUCCAAUGGGAGCGCCGAUGAUGCCCCAGUUCAUGAGCCCUCAGGGGAUGGUUCCGGCUCCUGGACAGAUGCCCAUGUAUGCCGGAAGCCACACCCAGUUCAUGUCUCCGAACGGCGCACCGCCUCAACCCAUCCCCGGGGCCAACGGCUACCCCAGCCCCGGACGCCCAUCAGCACCUAUGAUGGUUCACCAAGGGUCUCAGCAGGGACAGCCCGUGUACGGCAUGAGCCCCAACGUGCAGUACCAGCAGCCUGCGUUCACCCCGCAGCAACCCGGCGGUCAGGUUGGCAACGUCCGUGGGUACAAUAGCCCUGGACCCCAACACUUCGGAACAAGCCCCUCGCAAAUGCAUCAGUACGGAGCGCAGCAUCGUAGUGGGAGCAACAGCUAUGCAGCCAAGCCCUUCAACAACCACGGGCAGCAUCAUGGUCCCCAACAAGUUUCCCCGGUGCCUGCCAGCGGACCCGGUCGUGCUCCUGACGGCACCGAGGAAGCCAAAUGAGGUGCAUGACGAGAUGACCAGGGCAUACCGAUAACGCCGUGGGAACACCGCCUCGCCUGUCUUGGCAUCGAUACUCCUUUAGCGUCAACUAUACAUAGUUGAUCCGCGAAGCCUAGGACAGAUGUUAAAAAGGCUGCUCUCUGGAGACCUUUGGUGGUUUGUCAGCUGGAGCUAGCCAAUCUCUAGGCCAAGAGAGGCAAAGUUGGGCUUUCUGUCGGCAAUGCACUUGCUUGGCUGAAGGUUUCGUAUUGGUAAUACGACGGCUGGGGGCCAGCUUCCAUGGGUUUUCGUGUCUGGGAGGGCAGCGACAUAGGGGCCUCUGGCAAAGAUGCCACAAGCAGGGCGACUGUUGUCCAAGCUUCACGUCGUUGUGCCAUGAUACGGAAUCAAGGGAGAUGUGAGAACGUCAGUCAUGGCCCAGACGUGUAUGUGAAGGCCGGGUGCCACAGGUAGCUGAACAAAGUUGGUGAUGAGAAGCGUAGGAAUUGAGAAGUAGCUUAGGCUAGAGCCAUCUAUCAUAAGGUGGCUGGAACAU